Messenger RNA from Coffea eugenioides, 1494 nucleotides. RefSeq lists its product as uncharacterized. The record is from RefSeq and is a predicted model, not a curated record. Bases 1 to 1494 code for a protein of 497 amino acids. Lineage: Eukaryota; Viridiplantae; Streptophyta; Magnoliopsida; Gentianales; Rubiaceae. The transcript has a single exon.
AUGGCUAACGAGGGAGGAGCAAGCCCCCAAGCUUUCGAUGUCAAACUUAUUACAGAUGCAAUAAAAAAUGAAGUGGGACGCAUGAUGGACCAAAAGCUCGAAUUGAUACACCAACGCAUUGAUAGUUUGGAAUUGUCCCAAGGAGGUUCCAAAAGCAGCCGUGGAAGGAUACUUGCGCAUGAAUCUAAUGGCUCUAACUCAGACAACGACUAUGAACCUAACCAAAGGAGGUCCAAGCGGGAAACUAGACCUACAAGUGACCACAUUCCAGGCAUAAAAGUGAAAAUUCCCCCCUUCCAAGGGCGAUCGGACCCUGAUACAUACUUGGAGUGGGAGAAACGGAUUGAACUUGCCUUUGAUUGCAAUAACUACUCGGAGGAGCAAAAGGUCAAGUUGGCCGUGGUCGAAUUAACCGACUACGCCGUUGUGUGGUGGGAUCAACUCUCCACUAGUCGAAGAAGGAGUGGUGAACCCACCGUACAAACUUGGACCGAAUUGAGGCGAUUAAUGAGAAAGCGAUUCGUACCAAGUCAUUACUACCGUGACUUGUACCAAAAGCUUCAAACCCUCAACCAAGGAAUUCGAAGUGUCAAGGACUACCAUAAGGAGAUGGAGGUACUUAUGUUGCGAGCAGACAUCACGGAGGAUCGAGAGGCGACAAUGGCGCGCUUCUUGAAUGGAUUAAGGACCGAAAUCGCCGAGCAAGUAGAAUUACACCAUUAUGUGGAACUUGGUGACUUGGUGGAGAAGGCUAUCAAGAUUGAAAGGAGGAUUAAGAGGAGGGGUCCAACUCGGAGUUACUUCAACUAUUCACCCUCUUACUCCCGAACUACACCACCAACAAGGGAGGAUAAAGGGUCAAGUAGUUCCACCCCCUCUAGACCAAGACUCGAAGUGCCUAAGUGGGAGUCUAAGGCAACACCAAGGACUGCCAUUGAGUCGAGCAUGAGACGAAAUCGAGAUACCAAAUGCUUCAAGUGCCAAGGCCGAGGGCACAAUGCUAGUCAAUACCCCAACCAACGAACCAUGAUCAUCUUGCCAAAUGGGGAGUUUCUCACUGAUGAUGAGGAUGAAAAAGAAGGGUUGCCGUCACUUGAGGGAGAAGAGGAAGAAGAGGAAGCAUUGCCCGUCAAUGAACGAGUUGGACUCGUUGUUAGACGAGCCUUAGCAACCCAAGUCAAAGCCGCCGACCAUGCCCAAAUGGAGAACAUCUUCUACACCCGUUGCUAUAUCAAGGGAAAGGUAUGUAGCUUAAUCAUCGAUGGGGGUAGUUGUGCUAAUGUUGCUAGUGCCUUGAUGGUGGAGAAACUGGCACUACCCACUCUACGACAUCCGACACCUUAUCGUUUGCAAUGGUUGAACGAUAGUGGGGAUGUUCGUGUCACCAAGCAAGUCCAAGUACCCCUUCAAAUUGGAAAAUAUGAGGACGUGGUGUUAUGCGACGUGGUCCCUAUGCAAGCAUGUCAUAUUAUUAGGGAGGCCGUGGCAAUUUGA